AUGAAUGUGCGCAAGAACGGGCGCUGCCCCGGCAACCUUUGCCACCCUGGGGGUCUGCUUUGCCUAGGCUGGCUGCUCUCCUCUGCCCUCGGCAAGACGAUCCGAUACCACACCUAUGAGGAAGACCCUCCCGGCACAGUGAUCGGCACUUUGGCCGACGAGCUGCCCCUGAAGGGCCCGGGAGGAGGCGGCGGAGAGCGCAGUUUCCGCCUGGUGAAGGCGCCGGGCAACAGCUCGCUGGUGCAGGUUCGCGAGCGGGACGGGCAGCUGAGCCUGGGCACAGAGCGGCUGGACCGCGAGGCGCUGUGCGGGCAGUCGGAGGAGCCGUGCGUGCUGGCCUUCGACGUGGUGAGUCUGGGCUGGCCGCGCAGCGGCAGCGGCGGGGGCUCGCCUCCUUCGCCUUACCGCCUGGUGCACGUGGAGCUGGAGGUGCGGGACAUCAACGACCACGCGCCCCGCUUCCCGCAGCCGCUCAUCGCCCUGGAGGUGUCGGAGAGCGCCGCGCCGGGCACCCGCCUGCCGCUUGACCUGGCGCACGACUUGGAUGUGGGCUCCAACGGCAUCCAGAGCUUCGCCGUCUCGCCCAACAGCCACUUUGGCCUGGAGGCACAGAGCCGCGCAGAUGGGCUCAAGUGCGCCGAGCUGGUGCUGCUGACCGAGCUGGACCGCGAGGCGCAGGCCGCCUACCGCCUGGAGCUAGUGGCCAAGGACGGCGGCAGCCCGGCGCGCUCGGGCACGGCCACGGUCAGCGUGCGGGUGCUGGACGCCAAUGACAACGCGCCCGCCUUCCCACAUGGAGCCCUGCUGACCGUCGAGCUGCCCGAGGACGCGCCAUCCGGAGCGCUGCUCCUCGACCUGGAUGCCUCGGACCCGGACGAGGGCGCCAACGGGCAGCUGCUCUACGCUUGGGGCAGCCAGGUGCCCGCCGAGGCGCGGAACCUCUUUGCUCUCGACCCGCUCUCGGGGCGCCUCAGCCUUCGCGCUGCCGUCGACUAUGAGGUCCAGCGCGCCUACGAGCUGGACGUGCAGGCCAGCGACCGCGGCGCCAGCCCGCUGGCGGCCAGCUGCAAGGUGGUGGUGCGCCUCCUUGACGUCAACGACAACGCGCCCGCCGUGGCCAUCAGCGCCCUCAGCGCCGGCAGUGGCGGGACGGGCGCGGGGUCCGAGCCGGGACCGCUCGUCGAGGGGGGCGCGUCCCCCGAGGGCGCCGCUGCCGCCUGGACGGUGGCCUACGUGAGCGAGGCGGCGCCGGCCGAGAGCCUGGUGGCGCUGGUCAGCACCUCGGACAGCGACGCGGGAGCCAAUGGUCAGGUGCGCUGCGCCCUGCUGGCCGCGCCGCACGAGCCCUUCGCCCUGCAGCGCGCCUACGACGCCAGCUACGUGGUGCUCACCACGGGCGCCCUGGACCGUGAGCGCGUGCCCGAGUACAACCUCACGGUUGUGGCCGAGGACCUGGGCUCGCCGCCGGCCAAGACCGUGCACCGUCUCACCGUGCGCUUGGCCGACGAGAACGACAACGCGCCUCGCUUCGCCAAGGCGCGCUACGAGGUGGCGGUGCUGGAGAACAACCCGCCUGGCGCCUACCUCGCCGCCGUCCUCGCCGCCGACCCGGACCAAGGAGCCAACGGCAAGGUCACCUAUCGCCUGAUGGACAGCCAAGUAAUGGGCGCCUCCAUUUCCACCUAUGUUUCGGUGGAUCCGGCGACGGGGGCCAUCUACGCAUUGCGCACUUUCAACUACGAAAUCCUCAAGCAGCUGGAGCUGACCGUCCAAGCCACGGAUGGCGGCUCCCCUCAGCUCUCCAGCGCAGCCUUGGUGAAGGUGCGGGUAGUAGACCAGAACGACAAUGCGCCUGUCAUUACUCUCCCAGCACUCAUCAACGGCUCCCUUGAGAUCGGGGUGUCCAGAAAAGCUGCCCACGACUCGGUGGUGGCACACAUCAAAGCCAGAGAUGCUGAUGAGGGAGUCAACGCUGAGCUGAGCUUUUCCUUCCUAGAAGAUCCGCAGCAACAGCAGCCACCAGCCCUGGACCUCUUUGCCAUCAACAAGAAAACAGGAGAAGUUGUGCUCACCGGGAGCUUCUCAGAAGAACAGCUGGGCCAAGUCUACCAGCUGCUCCUCACCGUGGCCGACAAUGGACGGCCUCCCCUCUCCACUACCGUCCCUAUCAGUUUCCAGGUGACUGCUGCGUUGCUUCCCGCAAGCAGCCAGGAUUCCAAGGCCAAGCCCAACACUGGGGAAGGGAAAGCUGUGCAGUGGGACAUCCCCUUGAUUGUCAUCAUCGUCCUUGCUGGGAGCUGCACUUUGCUGCUGGUGGCCAUCAUCACUAUCGCCACCACUUGCAACAGGCGCAAGAAGGAGAAGAAGGGAGUCCUGGAGGAGCCGCUGGACAGCUCUCACCUGGAGAAGGGGCAGCAGGAAGGCAAGGGCAGUGGCCUGAUCUCCUCCAGCCCUGGCACCCGAGGCAAUGGCUUCGAAGUUCAUUCCUUCCCCAGCAAAUCUUCCUUUGCUAGCCCGGAGCCCUCCCCAGCCAGCGAAGACAUCCCGACUUUAGAAAACAUCAGAGAGACCGCCAGUCUCUAUGACAGCCAGAGCAGACUCCGGGGGACGAAUGCAGAGGUAGCAUUUCCCAUGGUCUUGAUUCCCUUUCCCCCCUGGGAGAGGCGCCUUGCUUCUUGCACCUUAGCUUAUUAUCCCCCCCCCCUCUUUAGCUUAUUCUUGAAUGUUUUGGGAUUUUUACAUCCAGUUCCCAAAGUAAUUUUUUUUAAAAAUAUUUUAUUAGUUGAAUAUAAGAACAACAUAUAAUCAGAUACAAGCAAUCAAAUACAGUUUUCCCCUAACCCCCCCCCCCAAAAAAAACAGCCCCAACUACGUCCAGAUAAUUACAUUAGUAAUAUAGUCAAAUAAAAAAUUAUUUCUACAGUUCCUGGUUUAAAAAAUAUCAUUCCACAUGCUCCCAUGUGUCUUAGGUGGUUUAAAUGCAUGUUCUUUCUUUGAUGCAUAUGUAAUAAAGGAGGACCACAUUAUGUAAAAGUUAUGUAGUGUCUCACAUUGUUAAAGUAAUUAAGCAGGGAUGUUUGCAUUUAAAGUUAUUUACAGCCAGUCUACACAUCAGUUAAACCAGGCAUCCCCAACCUUCGGCCCUCCAGAUGUUUUGGACUAUAAUUCCCAUCAUUCCUGACCACUGGUCCUGUUAGUGAGGGAUCAUGGGAGUUGUGGGCCAAAACAUCUGGAGGGCCGCAGGUUGGGGAUGCCUGAGUUAAACAAAAGUUCUUGAUUUGUAGCCUAGCUUGAGUCUAGAUGAUUCCAAUUCACAGGGAUGUGGUCCAAGCUGCUAGUUAGACUGCUUUUAUUAACACUGCUGUUCCUUAUAACAUUUUUCUCCUUUUCUACCCCUCGCCCCCCCCCCAAAUCCUUCACAUGUGCCCUUCCACCUUCUUCCAGUCUUAUGCCUCUACCCCUAGUUACAGCAAAGAGUCAGUCCCACCUGUGGCCAUCUGGAAGGGUCAUUCUUUCAACACCAUAUCAGGCAGAGAAGCAGAGAAGUUCAGCGGCAAAGACAGUGGUAAAGGCGAUAGUGAUUUCAACGACAGUGAUUCUGACAUCAGUGGGGACGCUCUUAAAAAGGAUCUCAUCACUCACAUGCAGAAUGGUAAGGAUGCCUUAAACUUUGGCACUUUCCCCUCAGAAUGCCACAGAACUUGGAAACUGUUGUCUCAGAAACAUUGAAAGAAACCCAGCACCAAAAGACCUGGUCACUAUUCUACUGUUUUUGGAAACCCUCCUCAAUUUUAAUGAGUCUGGGAAUAGGCUGUUAAUUACAGCAAGAGCUAUAGAUUUCAAUCAAUCUCACAACUAGGGAAAAUAUAGCAGCCAGGGUGGCUGACAGUUUGGGGCGCAUCCACAUCACCCGAAGCCAAAGGACCAGGUUCUGUCUGGCUAUUUCUUAUCCUGCCAUUUCUCCAAGCAGCUCAGAAUGCUUAUCCUUUGGAUCCUUCUUGGCACAACGUUCUGAGUUGUGCUGGCUUGUAUUGUGGCUUGUCAUUUUAAGGGGAGGGUGCAUGCAGGUCCCACCCCCCAGCAUCUCCAGCUAGGGCUGGGAAGGAGCCCUGUUUGAAACUUCCACAGGCUGCUUAGCUAGGUGAAACAAAGAUCUGACUUGGUGUAUGGAAGCUUGCUAUGAUACAGUUUUGAUGGUAGCUGUAUGAGGAUCUUUUUGUCCUUCAUGUUAGUUUCAUGAAAUGAUUCUUCCCCUUUCCAUCUUUCCUCUCACUGAGAAUGGCACUGAUACAAUAGUCUCCUAGGUGCUGCCCUAACAGUGCUCUGCUUGCUACGUGUCCAUGUUCUCAAGUUUGUUUUUCCCCUUGCAUUUCUAGGGUUGUGGGCUUGUACUGCUGAAUGCAAGAUCCUGGGCCACUCAGAUCGAUGUUGGAGCCCUUCCUGUGGCCAAGCCAAUCCUCACUCAUCCCCCCACCCAAAGACCCAGCUGUCCACCUUCUGCAAAAGCACCUCACUGCCCAGGGAUUCCCUUCGCCGAGAUAACUAUUAUCAGGCACAACUGCCCAAGACAGUGGGGCUGCAGAGUGUCUAUGAGAAAGUCUUGCAUAGGGAUUAUGACAGAGCUAUUACAUUGCUGUCACCUCCUCAUCAGGGGAGGCUGCCAGACCUCCAAGAGAUCUCAGUACCCUUAUACCAAGCACCCUCCACUCGAUAUUUAGGCCCUCCACCUGAGACCAGUCAGAAGGUUUAACUACUAAUGAGUACUUAACUUGAGCUGAGGUUCAUGAGUGUCAGGCCACAGGAGCCAUGUAAGAAGCUGGUGUCAGGCCACAGAACUUGAAUUUCCAGAACCACGCAUUUGCUGGAGAUGUUUAUCUCUCUGUGUUAUCUGCAGGCUGGCUGAAGAGGACAAUGACUCUGAGCAUGUGCAAAGUCUCUUUCUCACUGCUUUGUGAUCACAGCCAGCCCCGACAAGCUUCCAAGUUUAUACAAGAAGUCUUUGUAUUUUAG
Podarcis lilfordi (Lilford's wall lizard) is the source of this 5010-nucleotide messenger RNA. The record is from the annotation of a GenBank genome assembly. Lineage: Eukaryota; Metazoa; Chordata; Lepidosauria; Squamata; Lacertidae.